Paramisgurnus dabryanus is the source of this 2361-nucleotide messenger RNA. The record is from RefSeq and is a predicted model, not a curated record. NCBI's taxonomy places the organism in Eukaryota, Metazoa, Chordata, Actinopteri, Cypriniformes, Cobitidae.
ACCGCUUUUAUCACUAGGACACCAUUAUCGACCAAAGACAGAUACAAACUUCGCGUAGAAUGAUGGCGACUUGGGCCAGGUUAGGUGCUAGUUUCCGGAGUAUAAUAAGAAAUGUGUCGUUUAACAGAAAUGUAUGGUACGGCGGUACUAUCGGAGCUGGCGCGUUGGGCUAUAUUUUAGCCAGUGGAUUUAUUCGCUACAAGUAUCAACCGCAAUGCAAGUUUUGGCCCUACAUCGUGUACGCGGAGGACGCUAAGUCUAAGGAAGCAGAGACCUCGGGGCAACCUCUGUCAACCAGACGUCUGCGAUUUAACCAGUUUGCCUCCGUGUUCUAUGAACAAGAGCCAUAUAUGACACCCAGAGACUUCCUCCAUUCAGUCUUGAUGGAAAAGGUCGACCCAAUCACCUCUGCAUGUUACAACUUGCAUUCACUACAAGCAUACAGCAAACUACACAAAAAGAUACUAACCAAAGCAGAUGUGGAGGAGAUGAUGAAGGUUGCUUCCAAGGCUGUGGCAGGAAAUAACCUAUUCAGAGGAAUCGGAGACAAAGGGCUAAUCUCUUACACAGAAUACCUGUUUCUCUUAACUAUUCUUACAAAACCUGAAACAGGAUUUCAUAUUGCUUUCAAAAUGCUUGAUAUUGAUGGUAAUGAGCAUGUGGACAGGAAGGAAUUUCAGAAGCUCAAGAAAAUAAUUGGACCAAGGAAAGCGUUUCUAAAGAAAGAUGUGGCAGAGGUUGCUGAUGAGGUCGAUACCACACUACAGGUGUUUUUCUUUGGGAAAAAUGGCUUAAGAAAACUGCACUACAGUGAUUUCUGCAGUUUCAUGGAAGACUUGCAGGCAGAGGUGCAAGAAAUGGAGUUCCUACAGUUUUCUAAAGGGAUGAAGACCAUGAGGCGGGAGGACUUUGCUGAAUGGCUGCUUCAUUACACAAAUGAAGAAGACAAUGAGGCUUACUGGGAAAACAUGAGGAAGAGGAUCCCGACUGGACAGAGCAUUACCUUUGAGGAAUUUAAGGAAUUCUGUCUCUUUACUUACCAUAUGGAGGACUUUGUCUUCUCAAUCAAAAUGAUGAGUGAUGCCAACAAGCCAAUAGGAAUGGCUCAGUUCAAACGAGCAGUGAAGAUAGCAACAGGUCAUGACCUUUCAGAGAAUGUUUUGGACACAGUGUUUAAGAUCUUUGACCUAGAUGGGGACAACUGUCUGAGCCAUAAAGAGUUCCUCUGUGUGAUGAAAGACAGAGUACUUCGUGGGCUAAGGAAUCAAUCCCAAAGUGACAUUUCUGGCUACUGGAAAUGUGUGAAAAGAGAGACACUGCAAGGAGCUAAAGAGGCACUCUCGGGAUCACGAAGCCCUGUCUAAAAGGAAGAGGUCUGCCUGGGAUUAUGAAAUUCAAGAGAAGAUUAAUACACACCUACAUGCAAGAGUUUGUUGUACUGACGCUUACAAAUAUAUUUUGCUUAUUGUUUACAUGGGUCCAAAAUAUAUUGCUAACGAAGUAAUAUUGUAAUUGGCCCAAUGCAUUAUAUAGUCUCAAUUGUGAAUAAAAUUAAUAUAUAGGUUAUAUGAAAUGUAAAAAAAAAAAACAAGUCGUGUCACUGCCUGCCAAGUCUGUGACAUUAUAUUUAGCUUCAGUUAUUUUGUGAAAUUAAAUUUCAGCCCUGUGCACUCCAACAAAAUAGCACUGUCGGUUUUGGUCUUGUGAGUUGGACAUAAGAAACACUUUUUUAUUUUGUCUUUAUUUGUAAUAUUGGUGUGGUGUUGUUUACUUUGAACCUUUUUUAUUCUAAUUGAUGUGAAGCUUUGCUGUUAUAAGAGGUUAUAACGUUAUCCUGUGGAUAUUCUGGAUAUGCAGUACAGAUUUAAUUAAUGAAUUCAAUUAUCACGCCAUAAAUCUAUAGCACCUUUAUGCUUUAGUCACUUUGAGGUGGUUUCCUGGACAGGGUUUUAAUAAACAUGGUUUUACAAACAUAAUUUACAAAAAACUGCCCCUGUAUGAUUUAGUGACUUUUGGAUUUUAACUAUAAGCCAUAUUGUAUAGGCUGUAAGUGGUAAAAUGAGGAACUUCUUUGUCAUAAAGCUUAUUGAGUGUCGUUCAGAUGUGGAACUGCAUCAGUUAAAAUCUUGUUUGCCUCCUUCAAAUCGAACACUCCUAUUGAGUUCUUGUUAUUUAUGAAGAAAAUAUAAAACCAUUUUGUUUCUUUAUUUUGAUUGUUGGUUUGUAGCCUAUUUGGUUUGUGGGAAUUUUCAGUGUGAUAUCACAGAAUAGUUUUGAAUUGCUAUGUCUUGAAAGAAACUGUAAAGUCAUUUCUAUCAGUUCUUUAAAAAUUGUGAAUAAUUUUUUUUUUUUUACUUUUAA